Messenger RNA from Racocetra persica, 320 nucleotides. Lineage: Eukaryota; Fungi; Glomeromycota; Glomeromycetes; Diversisporales; Gigasporaceae. The record is from the annotation of a GenBank genome assembly.
GAAAACUAUUAAUUAUGACUAAUAUGGAUGAGCAAAAUCUUAUUGAUGCAACAAUCUAUUACAACAAUCUGCUGCUUAAAGAAAUUUUAGCUAAUCAUGAUAUUAAUAUUUCACUAUCUUUGGCAGAAAAAUCUUGUACAAGAAUGGAAUUUGGGACUACAAAUGAUUGGCAGAAGGUUAUCUUUAGCAAUGAAUCAUUUGUUGAGAUCGGUAGCUAUUCACGAAAAAUGGUUGUAUGGAGAAUGAAAGAUGGCGAAAAAGGACCAUUGGUUUUUAUAAAGAAAAGAAAUAGUGCAGAAGCAAUUAAUGCUCAAAGAUAU